Molecule: messenger RNA, 2398 nt
Organism: Drosophila miranda
Lineage: Eukaryota; Metazoa; Arthropoda; Insecta; Diptera; Drosophilidae
Product: vitamin K-dependent gamma-carboxylase
Exons: 4
Coding region: 276-2276 (666 amino acids)
Biological process (GO): peptidyl-glutamic acid carboxylation
Molecular function (GO): gamma-glutamyl carboxylase activity; vitamin binding
Source: RefSeq, a predicted model, not a curated record
UUGCCUCCGUGUGUCCCUUUUCCCAGUUGCUCUUUGGCGUGAAGCGAGAGUGUUUCCGUUGCGGCUGCCAACUGUUGCAAGGCGUGGAAGAAGGAGUAGAAGAAGGAGUAGGAGUAGGAGUGCCUUUACUUAAUUUAAAAAUUCAAGCGUAAUUUUGUCAUUUUCGAAAGAAAGCCAAUUUAUAGAUCACAUCACGGGACUUGGAUCACCUUAACUGAUAAUUCUACAAAAAGGAUCUCCUCCAUAUAAAACAACUGAGAUUCCAAGGACAAGCCAUGACCAACUCCAAGCGAAAGCAAUCCACGAAAACGUCCAGUUCCACGGAUAUCGCCCCCACAGACGAUGUUCAUCAGGUUACAGCACAGUCUACAGGCAUGGGCAACCUCUUCAGAGAGUGCCUCGGUCAUGAGCCGAGCAACUUCAGCAGUCUAACCAAAUUCACCGCGUGGCUGCACCAUCCUGUGGAUGGGGCCGCCCUGGGUAUCUUCCGGCUGCUCUUUGGAGUCGCCAUGCUGGUGGACAUUGCCGAGGAGCGGGGCGGUGGCCAGCUGGAUGUGCGCUUUGGCGAGCCCCACCACUGCCACUUCCCGCUGUUCAACGGGAUGCGGGCCCUGGCCUACCCGCUGAUGGGAUGCGUCUACCUGUGCAUGUGGCUGGGGGCGUGGGGCAUAAUGCUGGGCUAUCGGUUUCGUUCCAGCUGCCUGACCUUCAUAGUCCCCUACUGGUACAUCUUUCUGCUGGACAAGCCGACCUGGAACAACCACAGCUACCUGUUCGGGCUGGUGGGCACGCUGCUGCUGUUUACCCAGGCUGAUAGCUACUGUUCGCUGGAGAGUUGGCUGAACCCUGGGAGGAGUCGGAGUCGGAGUCGGAGUCGGACCGUUCCCUACUGGAACUACUUUCUGAUCAAGUUUCAGUUCUUCGUUCUGUACAUGUACGCCGGCCUGAAGAAGAUCUCAACGGAGUGGCUCUCCGGCUAUGCCAUGAGCAAUCUCAGCCAGCACUGGGUGUUUUCUCCCUUCCGCCAGAUGCUGGAUCCGGAGCUGAUCGAUCUGCUGAUUGUGCACUGGUUUACGGCCUUCUUUGAUGUCUCCAUUGCCUUCUUCAUGACCGUCGAAAAGACGCGGCUGCUGGUCACUCCAUUCAUGAUCAGUUUCCACCUGAUGAACUCCCGCCUGUUCGUCAUAGGCAUGUUUCCCUGGGUAUGCCUGGCCGAAGUUCCUCUGUUUUUUGGCUUCGACUGGCCAAGGAGGAUACGCGGCACGGCAAAGAUUGCCCCAUCCGAAGAGGCAUCCCCAGCCAGGUCAUCCCUUCUGGCCAGGCUGCGGACAUGCCUUAUACUCGGCUACUGCGGACUCCAGCUCUUCCUCCCGUACUCGCACUUCAUCACCAAGGGAUACAACAACUGGACCAAUGGUCUGUACGGGUACUCCUGGGACAUGAUGGUGCACUCGUUCGACACCUUGCAGACCUCCAUCCAGGUCGUGGACAACGACAACCAGCAGGUGCACAAUCUCAAUCCGUUCGCCUUCACCGAGUACGAGCGCUGGACGAAGUACGCGGACAUGGCGGUGCAGUAUGCCAAGUGCAUCGAGGAGAACAUACAGAACCAGCAGGUCAGGGGCCGUCCGUCGAUUGGAAGAAACAUUUCCAUUUACUUUGACAUCUGGUGCUCUAUGAACGGCCGGUUCCAGCAGCGCUCCUUCGAUCCACGCGUGGACUUGCUAAGGGCGCCGUGGUCGCCCUUUGAGAGCACGUCGUGGUCCCUGCCGCUGCUUAAUGAGCUUACCCAUAUGCGUCCCAAGCUGCGGACGAUCGAGAACGAGGUCCUGGCCUGGAAUAACUACUCCGACGUUAUAUUUGUGGCCGACUUUCCGGGCCUGACGCUGAUCAACUUCAUUUCGCCCGAUCUCAUCAACUGCACCCUGACGAUCCUCGAGGGAAAUGUGCGCUACAAGAGCGGCAUUGAGCAGGAGUCGUAUUUCCUUACCGCCGGCAAGAGCAUAGGCCUGGGGAGCAACAUCACCCACUUCGUGACCACAAUUGGGCAGAAGCCCGCCUCCUAUUUGUUCACGUACACCAACAAAACCAUGUUGGAGCAGGAUAUCUCAAUCGAGGAGACUGCUGCAGAGGCGAAGCGUCCCCUACUGCCGCUGUGGAAGGAGUUCGAGCAGCGCGUGACCAACUACAAGCAGUUCCUCGGACACAUUGGGAACUGUGUGCUCUACCUGCUGUACGAUGUGCCCAUUCCGCUGGCCGUGCGGGAGAGAGAUUAAGAUUGAAGCAGCCCCAGUGCUCUGCGCGCUGCGUAAGCGAUCCUUGCCUACUCGUAGCCCUAAGUGUGACUAAUUGUAUGGGUGAUAAAACUGAUAAUAAAUGUUCCAUAUUAUACCACAGA